AUGAGUCAGUCAGGAGAUCGUUUUACAAAUAUUGAAUUGGAAAAUAAGCGUUUACCAGCAUGUUGUGGUUACAUUACUUGGAAAUUAUUAUCUCUUCAAGAUGCCAUGAAAGAAUUACAAGGUCCUUUACAACAAAUAGAUUAUUUUGUUAAAGAAGCUAAAAAGCAUUGUUCAUAUCCAAAUGAACAUAAUUUAACAAAAGAUGAAUCUGCUGCAGUUUAUAUUUAUACAAUGGAAAUGUCUGAUGAUGAUUCAUGUGUUUAUCGUGUUUUAAAUCAAACACUUCGUGCAGAGGAUCGAAAAAAAGUUCGUCCAUGGUUUGGAUAUUUAAAACUUUUACAUUCCGCAACAUCAAAAUUACCAAGAUUUAAAGGAACUGUUUUUCGUGGAAUUGAUAAAGAUGUUACUAAGAGUUUUAAAAAAGGUCAAAAAAUUACUUGGUGGAGUAUAAGUUCAUGUUCAACAUCUGUUAAUGUUAUUAAGGACUUUAUUAAUAAAUCUCCUUCAAGUACAUUAUUUAAUAUUGAAUGUUUAAAUGGAAAAUCUAUUUCACCUUAUACAUGUUAUCCAAAUGAAGAUGAAGUUAUUUUAAUGCCUGGAACAGUAUUUGCAGUUGUAUCUGAUCCAUUAAGUCAUCAUGGUGGUUUAAAUUUUAUUCAUUUGAAAGAAAUUGGUGAUGAUGAUGAUGAUGAAGAAGAAGAAUCACCUAAACCAUUAAGUCCAACUGAAUAUGAAGAAAGUUCUUUAAAAUCUAAUCAAUAA
This is a messenger RNA of Adineta steineri, 762 nucleotides long. The record is from the annotation of a GenBank genome assembly. Lineage: Eukaryota; Metazoa; Rotifera; Eurotatoria; Adinetida; Adinetidae.